This is a messenger RNA of Staurois parvus, 304 nucleotides long. The record is from the annotation of a GenBank genome assembly. Lineage: Eukaryota; Metazoa; Chordata; Amphibia; Anura; Ranidae.
UACCUUAAAACAAAGCCCUCCAGUGGCGAGCUGUCACUGCUGCCGGGGCUUCCAGCUUCCUACGGUUAUCUUUCUGCAUUCAUGGGCUCCUGCCAUUUGAAUGGCUGAUGACAUCACUUCCACAUGGGUAUAUCUCGUAAAUCAGGGGUGGGCAACUGUGGCCCUCCAGCUGUUGGUGAACUAUAAGUCCCAUCAUGCCUCUGCCUUUGGGAGUCAUGCUUGUAACUGUCAGUUUUGCAAUGCCUCAUGGGACUUGUAAUUCUAUAACAGCUGGAGGGCCACAGUUGCCCACCCCUGUCCUAAA